AAAAGGUCAACAUAUCAAAAAUGUACGUUACUGAAUUUAUUGAUUCCAAAAUAAAACAGCGGAGAGUGCUAUUGAUAUCAAAACAAAAAUCUCCAGUUUGUCAGACUAUUGAGGGAAUUUUGAGAACAUACAAUCUGAAUAAAGAACAGGAUAACAAUUUUGAAGUACUAUGCAUAGAUUGCAGGAGUGAUUGUGCUACAGUAGAAACAUAUUUAUGGCAUAAGCUAAUCUACAGAAACAGGCAGGUGAUUGAUGACUUAUCGCAUGCUUCUUUAACCAUUUGAUUUAAUAUGCCUCAGAUUUACGUCUUUCAUCUUAAAUUCCGAUAAAAGGCACGGGACAUCAUCGGUCAAAUUCUCAUGCGUCUGUUUAUACAGUCAGUAUCUCGCUUUAUAUGUGAUAUUUAUAACUGUAUAUACAUAUGUGUGGACUUUGUGUUUUUUAAAGUUAGUUGCAAAAAUCAUCUAACUAUUUAAUCAAAACAUAGUGGAUACGUUAAAUUUACUGAAAGGUACCACAUUUAUUUCUGGAUGGCAAGCACAUAGGAGGAGAACCAGAAAUAAAGCGCUUACAUGAAAGCGGUGAAAUGAGACGAAUAUUUAAGGAAGCAGGUCUUUGAAAACUCCUUAUAAUCAAAGUAACAAACUCAGGAAUGUAGAAAGGAACUUAUUAUUGCCAAACACUUCCAAUAGAAGGUUGCUACGAAAUAUAUACCAUAUUGAAAUUAAAGUGACGUUUUAUUGAUCUCACGAAACUACCCAAGAAAUAAAUAAUUAAUUUCGUUUCAAACUUAAUAUACGACAAUAAAUUAGACAGGAAGCAGCAGCAAAACGAAUCAAAUUAUAAUACUACUAAAUCAUCC
This is a messenger RNA of Schistosoma margrebowiei, 862 nucleotides long. Lineage: Eukaryota; Metazoa; Platyhelminthes; Trematoda; Strigeidida; Schistosomatidae. The record is from the annotation of a GenBank genome assembly.